AUUCAAGCUGACAAUCUUUACUCAACGAUUUUUAUAAAGUUUAAAAGUUUUUAGAAGUUUUUUACAAAAGUAUUUUACAUAUUUAACAUAAAGGUUCCUUGUUUUUAUUUGUACAUUAGAUGAAGCCUUAUAGUUUAAAGUAUGAUAGUUUUUAUAAAUAUUGAGAUCAUUUUGGUAACUAUAUAAAAAAGGCGCUAAAAUACACCUGGAUGUCAUUCUGGUAAAAUCCCAGCCCAUAUAGUUUGUGAUACCGUUGAUCUUUUUAUAAAAAGAACAUAGAAAAUGGCCCCUAUAAAAAGUCACAACAGUAUACUCGGCAAUUUUACAUUAAAGAAUCGUAUAUCUACAAGAAGCUCCGCAAUUGUACAAUGCCCCGUUAAAGAAAUGACAGUUUCCAAUAAGGAUAUGAACAGACCUAAAAGAAAAGCAGAUUGUUCUCCAUCAAAAGAAAAUAAAAUGAACAAACGAACUGCCUUUGGAGAAAGAAAUAUAAAUACAGAGCUGCUAAAGACUAAAACCGUGGAAGUUAAACCUAAGAAGACAAUUUCAGUGAAGAAAGUAACAGCACACAUGAAAAUUUUGCCUUCUAUUAAAACUGUACAUAAACCGAAGCAAAAUGAAAAUUUAUUACCACCUGCGGCUCCAGGCCAAAAGAUAAUAUCAACAAGGCAAUCAAAAACAGUGGUUCCAAACCAGACUGCAGUGAAACCGAAAGAAGUUCUAAAAGAAAACAACGCAAAUAUUAACAAGCCAGGUAAACGGCUCAGCAAUGAAUUCGAGAAGACUGAAGACACUUUAUAUUGUACAGCUUUGGAGGAUGGCGAUUCCAGUAAUGAAAGUACAUACUUCAGUGCAAAAAAACAACAUAACUUGCGAUCUGCGAGAACUUCAGAAUCAGCAGAGACGCAAAAAGGCAAUAAAGAAAACGAAAAAAUGGAAGCCGAAGAAAAAUCAAAUCUCACAGUUGUUGCCGAACAAAUGGAAUUAAAGCUAAAUCUUGGAGACCAUGAGAUACCAGAGAAUGUAGUAAAUUAUGAUAAAGAAAAUUGGAAUGAUAUUUUCCAAGUGUCACAUUAUGCCAUGGACAUUUUCAACUACCUCAAAGAAAGAGAAGUUCUGUUUCCAGUACCUGAUUAUUUAGAUCGCCAAAUAUGUCUCACUCGGUGGAUGCGAUCGCUACUCGUCGAUUGGAUGGUUGAAAUUCAAGAAAGUUUCGAACUCAAUCAUGAAACUCUUUACUUAGGAGUUAAACUAGUUGAUCUAUAUCUCAGUAAAAUGACAGUAGGAAAGGAAACCUUACAAUUAGUCGGUGCCGCUGCUAUGUUGAUAGCUAGUAAAUAUGACGAACGGAUUCCACCUAUGCUUGACGAUUUCUUGUAUAUUUGCGAUGGCGCCUAUACCAAGAGGGAACUUAUUAGGAUGGAGAUCAAUUUGUUUAAAGUAAUCGGAUUCGACUUAGGAAUACCCAUUAGUUACAGAUUUUUGAGAAGAUAUGCCAGGUGUGCGAAAAUAACGAUGCCUGUUCUGACACUAGCUAGAUUUAUUCUAGAGUACUCAUUAAUGAAUUACGAGACAGUAGGUAUUAGAGAUUCCAAAUUGGCGUCGGCUGCUCUUUAUAUAGCACUUAGAAUGCAACGUAUCAGCCACUGGACUCCAACAUUGGAAUUUUAUACAGGUUAUAAAUUAGAAGAAUUCAAAGACGUUGUUAUCAUCUUAAAUACGGGUAUUAAUCAGCCUCCCAAAUCACAAUUAAUGACAGUAAGAAACAAAUAUUCUCAUAAAAUAUUCUUCGAAGUAGCGAAGGUACCACUUCUAGGAAACAAUGAGCUGUUCUGAUAUUUUGAAAAUUUUCAUGUUAACCGACGUUAUACAAUAUUUUAUUUUUGUAUGUAAUUUUAGCUUCUAUUUCUAUUGAUUGUCUAUAAAUAACAGGAUUUUAGCUAUGUUAUUUUACAUAAAAAAAGUUUUAGCAAUGUCUUAUAAUAUUUUAUUUGUGUUGAUUAUAUAAUUUAAUGUCUUGUAUAAAGCGUAUAAAAAAG
Diabrotica balteata is the source of this 2039-nucleotide messenger RNA. Lineage: Eukaryota; Metazoa; Arthropoda; Insecta; Coleoptera; Chrysomelidae. The record is from the annotation of a GenBank genome assembly.